AUGUCAUCAUUUAGAUACAGAGCGUACUCUGAAACAUUGUUGAUUACUUCUUUUGUGUUUGGAGGGAAUGUGUUGGAAGGCACUCUUAAUUCACCACAUGUUGGCGCUUGUCUCUCAAAUAUUUCCACCGAAAAAAGAGAAUAUCAUGGCUGUGGAUUAUUCAAUGCUACAGAAAUAAACCAGCUAAUGCCGUUUGCAUCAGGCGUUGAAAAGCGUCAGCUGAGUUACAGGGUCCAAAGGGCAUUGUCUGAAAUUCAUAAAGCCCGUUUGAAGUUUAUAUCUGCCAUCCUGUACAAUGUGUCUGUUAUCAGUAGAUAUCCUGAAGGCGCUUUAGCAAACUCUUUACUUGUCUUCAAUUCAAAUGAAAUAUAUUUGUUUGAAAUUAUUGGCCUUUUUAGGCGUCUUCACUCAAUUUUAUUAACGUGUGUACAUGCUUUUCCUAAAAAGUCGCUUAGAAGUGCAUUACUUGGGUUUUCUAUUUUUUUUUUGCCUGUUUUAUUGUUUUAUAUUUGGAUGGCUUUACAAUUAACCCGUUUGUUUGCUGUCAGUUUCCAUCAGCACUUUUAUUUCCAUUCUAACAUCAUGGUUUCUCUAAAUUAG
Messenger RNA from Echinococcus granulosus, 600 nucleotides. RefSeq lists its product as hypothetical. The record is from RefSeq and is a predicted model, not a curated record. NCBI's taxonomy places the organism in Eukaryota, Metazoa, Platyhelminthes, Cestoda, Cyclophyllidea, Taeniidae. The transcript has 5 exons. Bases 1 to 600 code for a protein of 199 amino acids.